This is a messenger RNA of Scutellospora calospora, 1230 nucleotides long. Lineage: Eukaryota; Fungi; Glomeromycota; Glomeromycetes; Diversisporales; Gigasporaceae. The record is from the annotation of a GenBank genome assembly.
AUGUUUUUUCAAACAGGACCUGGUGGACUUUCACUUUACCAUUCGAUUCAAAAAAAUUUAAAUCAAGCUGGAACUAAAUUCAAAGUGAAAAUAUUUGAACGAGAAAGUAGUCCACAUGAUAGAUAUCAAGGUUGCAUUAUGAAUAUUUACAAAUUCGGUGUGAGUUCUCUUUUUUAUUCCCUUCCCACCGAAGUCCAAGCCCGUCUUCCUGAUGCAAUGCCUGAUCCGAUUCCAAAUAUUGAACGUCAUGGUCUGGAUGUCUUUGAUCACACAGGAAAAAAGCUAUUAGAGAUGCCAGUCUAUAAAUAUAAGAAUGUUUUUGAGUUUGUUCAACUUAAACAAAAACUUCCAUGGUUUUUUAUUUAUCGAAAUACUUUGAGGGAGAUUUUAUUGAAUGAUGUAGAUGUGCAAUGGGGCAAGAAGUGCAUCAGAUAUGAAGAGACUGAUGAAGGUGUUUGUGCUAUUUUUGAGGAUGGGAGCAGGGAAUUUGGCAAUCUGUUGGUCGGUGCCGAUGGAAUUAAUUCUCCAAUUAGAAUGCAGAAAAUGCCAAAUUUACAAGUUAAAGAUUCUGGGGUUUCCUAUGUCGUUACAGAUGUAUAUCCAACUAAAAAACUUGCGAAUCAAUUGAUCUCAAUUUGUGGAAAUUGUAUUGCACAAGAAUCCAUCGGACAAAAGGGAGAUAACCACAUUACUUUAAUGCGUCUUAUACCAAUUAAAUCUGAAUUAGAAAAUCGAGAAGAUCAAAUUUAUUAUAGAUUUACGCUUAUGUAUUGUGAAUUAACCGAUACAUUGCUAGAAUUGUGGUCACUUGUUCCAACUGAUACACCAGAAAGUAUGGCAAAGACUCCAUUUAAAAUGUCCAUUUAUCCUAAAAUACGUCAGAUGAUAGAUAUUGAUCCACUUUCAGUUACUUCAUGGGAAACAAGUAGAGUAAUCUUAUUAGGCAACUCUGUAACAUUUCAAGAUAUAGAAUCGUUGACUAACGAACUUUUAAGGUAUGAAAGCGAUGGUUGGAAAGUAUGCAUUCAACGAUAUGAACAAGAAAUGAGAGCCCGUUCUUCUAAAAUAUCAUUAAAAUCAACAAGUAUGCUAUUACUAACUAUAAAAGAAUAUGGUUAUUUUGGCAUAAUUGUUAGGAAUUUGAUUUAUAAAGUUUUCAAUGUUUUAAUUAGUUGUUUACCAUAUGAUCUUGUAGAUAGACUUUUUUGUAACCUUUAUGGAGUAGAAUAG